AUGUAUCCAGCUACCCGCAGUUCUGAUUCAGAUUCCAGCUGGAAUGAUAUUCUAGGCUCGUCUCUUAGUUCUACCGAAUCACGCAAGCUAGGAGACGUUAACUUCCUCAUUUCACAAGUAGGAACGUACUACUCUAGGGAAGGAAGCAUCUUCGAUCCUGAGUAUUAUGAUCCCGAAGUAGCGAGAAUAAUUGAAGAAUGUAUCCGGCCAAACCAAAGCAAUCACUUGCCGUCUAAUUACACACAAAACACACCAAACGGUUACUCAGCACCUCCGAGAGUAUUCGAUCAUGAGACUAUUGAUGGUAUAUGUGCUUCAGUGUUCGACGAUAGUCAGCAAUCAAGUUCAUACCAUGGUUAUGAUAAUAAUUACAUGGCAAGUUCAUUUGAUACGUAUCCAACGACAACGAAUCAGCAAUAUCUGUACACAACGCAUAACUCAAUGCUCAAUUAUCCGGAACAAAACUAUUCAUAUAUUGAAUACCAAGCUCCGCCAAAUACGUAUUACCAACCGGUUGUUGACAAUAAUGUUGUAUUAGUAACUGAACCUUAUCGACAAUCAAAUCCCUCAAUUCGUUACGAAACAAACAACAACGACUCGGACUUAUUCAAUGUCGAUCUUGGACUCAGUGAAGUCACAUAUUUCAACACCGAUAUGCAAAUAGAUUCAGUACCGUAUGCGUCUGUAUCAAAAGAGCCGACGUCAAAAUCCGACAGCAUAAGUGGCUUCAAUCUUGAUGAAUGGCUGAUUGUAUCGAAGACAGAUGGAAAAAAGCAUCGACCUCAUCUAUGUGAAUUUCUUCGAAUAUUACUUGAUAAUCCCAAAUACUCGCAUGUCGCUCAAUAUACUGAUCGUAAAAAAGGAAUUUUUAAAUUCCUCGAACGACAUGAAGCUGCUAAACUCUGGCAAGAUGUUAAAGGAAGAAACUGUAAUACUAAGAUGACGUACCUGAACCUAGCCAGAGGAAUUCGUUUCUACUAUCCAAGCGGAACUAUGAGUUCAGCUGAAGGUCGUUACACGUUUCGAUUUGGCCCGGGCUCGAGAUCGAAACGAUCGAAAGUGCCAGCAAAUCACUAA
Messenger RNA from Adineta ricciae, 1077 nucleotides. The record is from the annotation of a GenBank genome assembly. Lineage: Eukaryota; Metazoa; Rotifera; Eurotatoria; Adinetida; Adinetidae.